Molecule: messenger RNA, 3498 nt
Organism: Wyeomyia smithii (pitcher-plant mosquito)
Lineage: Eukaryota; Metazoa; Arthropoda; Insecta; Diptera; Culicidae
Gene: S
Product: protein Star
Exons: 5
Coding region: 840-2465 (541 amino acids)
Source: RefSeq, a predicted model, not a curated record
CAUAUUUAGUAGCACUUCUACUUCCGUCGAGUUAAGACGCGCGCGAUUUUGCCGUCCCAUUCGGGCACUCGAAGGUCCGUUCUUCGAUUAGCAUUUGUAUUGUGUGAGUUACGCCUCCCUUGUAAGCUCUCGUGUAGUAUUGUAAGGCGAGUUUUAUACGUUUUGGCUUCCGUUUAGAUUUUGAAAUAUUACCUUAUCGGAACAAUUACGCUUGGCUUGAUUUGCAUGGCUUGGUGUCGUGUGGACGCAUUGACUCAGCAGCUUUUUUGGUCAAACGAAAAGUGAAACAUUCUCGAACAGAGUUCGAUAGUAGUGUAGCAAGUGAUCGAAGAAUGUUAAUAGUUUCGCUUAUCAAUGGUUACUAAUUGAAGCUAGCAGUGAGUCACGUAACGUUACAUAACGUCGAAACGGUGUGGGACGGAAACGCUGUAUAUACUGCAGUACUGCUAACGCCAGAUCUAUACUCGUUCGAGUAUUAGCAGUAACGAACUGAUUCAUUCAUUUAAAAGUUGAAACGUACCUACGCAGUAGUUGUUUCUCUGUAGUAUAGCAUGCAUUAGAUCGAACGAACCAGCGCGGCAAAGAUCGUUGAAAAAAAGUACUAGUGGUGGCAGCGGGCGCAGUUGGAGGCGCGAGCGGCGAUAUCUCUGGCGAUCUCGGGCGUAUGGCAAGUGUCUGCGACGUGCAGCGAGAGUGAUACCUACUAUUCGCGGUGGUUCAUUUGUUUAUUUCCAAACACCAAACGGUAGCCGGCACAAAUCGUUACGAGCUUUCACAACACUCGGGCUGAUUUAAUUGGAUUUCGGAGAGGAAGCAGCUGUUAACAAACCGCGGCCAGGAUGACGAUAUUCAGCUUUUAUGGAAUGAGGACAAAGGUCCCAAAGCAGCAGGAUAAAAUGACACCAGACCAGCAGCAGCAAAACCUGGAGGACACACACAUUAAUAACUCCCACCAGCAGCAAAUUCCGAACAUUGCUGGAACGAUCAUCGAUUCCAGUCACAAACAGCACGCGCAGUAUCUGCCCAAUCACCAGCAGCAUUAUCAAUUGCACCAUCAGCACGCACAUCUACCUCAGCUGCAUCCGUUUUCGUCGUCUGUGAGCGGCGGUAGCACUGGUUUGCUGACCAGCUCCGGCCCUGGCUCGGCACCGUCCACCCUAACCGGCGGCACUAAGCUACCUGUUAAAAUUUCACCCCUUGGACCGUCUCCCUUGCGGCAGCUACUUCCGGUGGCGUUAUGCAUAAUUUCGUUCGCUACGGUGCUCAGCAUACUGGUCAUCUAUAUGGACACAACAGAAAUUCGACACCAGCAAUUCCGACUGAACAUGUCCCGUGACUACGACCUAAUGGGCGUACCCCAGGACAACCCGGCUCUAGUAAAGUACGUUCGUGACAUCCACAUGAAAAAGUACCCGAUGACGUUCAUGCGAAACGCGAACGCCCCGGUGGAUCAUUUGAACUUCACCAACCGGCACGAGUUGACACCAGAGAUGGCACGUUUCGUUUCGGAUUUGCUGGGCAAGAAGCGCUUCGGAACGUUCUUCCAAUCGCUUACCGGUAUCAGUGAUUCGAUGAUGACGGCACCCUGGCUGGCGGAAACCAUGAACUGGGGUGGAUAUCUGGUCGAACCAGACCCACGAAAAUAUUUCUCCCUCCGAAAGCAGAACGCCUUCCGUCCCAAUGUGCAGGUUAUUCACGCCUGUCUUUCGCCGAAUACCUACCCAAAGGAGGUCACGCUUCACCACGAUGACGACAGCGAGGUACGAAUUAACAGCGUGCUGGAUGAGGAGACAGAGUGGUUCCACCCACGUGUCAAGUGCUUUCCAGUGUACACGCUCAUGUUGGCUGUCAACAGAACUUCAAUCGAUUUACUCAGCCUUGGUUGCCAGGGACAAGAAUUACAGAUCCUUCAAACCAUACCGUUCGAUCGUGUCCAUGUGAAGGUGAUUUCCAUCCACCUGGUGCACUACUACGAAGAGGAUGAGCUAAUUAUCGACGUGGAGGAGUACGUCCAGAACAUCACCCGUUUCCUACUCAGCAAGUCGUACAAGAUGGUACGAAGCUACGACCGGAACUUCAUAUAUCAGUAUGUUAGCGUGAACAGCGGCCUCGGUUUGCGUGGCAGCAUAAGUCGUGUUAAUAGUGUCAUUGGGACAGCCGAUACGAUCAGUUCUGCCAUGCACGAGGGCAGCGGAAGCAUCAUAAACUCUAACAAUGUGAAGUCCGCUAACAAUAAAAUUGGCACCAGUGGAAAAGGCGAAACUAUACGCAAGAUAUUAGGGACUACAGCUGUACCAUCCCUGCAAGUGAUGUCGACUGCGAAAUCCGCACCCGUUUCCGAGCUGGUUUCGGACAGCAUCGACAACGAGCGGGCGGCGAUUGUUGUGGAGGAGUUCGACAUAACAGACGCGAAGAAGCAUGGCACCAGUUCUACCAGUUCACCGCCGAUGGUUACCUCUUUGUAAUCUCAACAAAUUACAAAGCAAUUCCUGCAGCUCUUUUUUUACGACGAAACUAAAGCUACCAACUCAUCAUUCCACUAAAGUAACGGUUUUAAUUUGCUUUCUCUCUCUACAUAGUUGAGUUGCAGGUGCAUUUUUGGUAUAUGUAGAUAUCGGAACAAAGUAAAAAAUAGGAAGCAUUUAAGCUAGCAAAGAAAUAGAUACUCUGUAUCCACACAAUAGUCUGAACAACAUGAUCAAUUUUUUAUCAUAUUUGUAGUUUUAGCAUAGCUCUCUGCGUCAAUUAUGGAAUGUUAAGUGAACUGUGAGGAGAAGUUGAAAGAAUCCUAGAGAAAGAAAAGAAUAUUCAUAUUUAUUAAACUAUCGUAGAAUUCAGGAGUAUAGUACAUAUUGAUUAUGAUUGCGAUUUGAUUUUUUUUUUUUUUGCAUAAGACAUUUAUCCGGGAAGUUCCAAAAUUGUCAGUAACUUUGAUUUUGAUAGAACGAUUGCUCAACCAAACGAAAGCAAACUCAAUAUCUUAUGGUUUCUUAUAGAGUGAACAUUUUUUUCUGCGUAACGGCAACUCGUUUGCCAAUUACAGGUUGUUACGGGGAUGAUAUUUUUAGGAUUCUGAUAGGAAGAACAGAAGGGAAGUAGAACAGACAGGUCCUGUUCGAUAUCAUUUGCAUUUUUUUACUAGAAAUUAAUUUUCUAUACUUACUGGAACGUGAACUUGAAAGCGCAAAUAGUAUUAUAUUUCUAAUCAAGCAUCAUCGAGCAAGCAUAUGUUAAGAUGUAGUAUUUGUAAAAGAGAAACAGCAAACUAUACUUAAUAUAAACACGGAUAAAUUGAAUUCCUGAUAGAUUAUUCGAAUGAAUGUAGUUUUAUACAUUUAUCAUUAAGAAGAGACAGUGUAUUGUAAACCUGUAAGUGAGUAGGCAACCAAGCUCUUUAUACUGAAUAACUACUUAUCAAUUUACUACUGUUGAAACUUAUUCUGUAAGCAAUCUAAAGAACAAGGAUAAUAGAGAUCGUUUUCUUGAAGAUUUUAUAAA